Molecule: messenger RNA, 372 nt
Organism: Lineus longissimus
Lineage: Eukaryota; Metazoa; Nemertea; Pilidiophora; Heteronemertea; Lineidae
Exons: 1
Coding region: 1-372 (123 amino acids)
Source: RefSeq, a predicted model, not a curated record
AUGUUGAGACACAUCUUUGGGGCAGCUGAUUCCCCAAGCUGUUGCAACUACAUCCUCAAGAGGACUGCUGAGGACUGCCGUGGCGAUUUUGCUGAGGAAGCGAUUGAUGCAGUGCAGCAAGAGUGUUAUGUGGAUGACUUCCUACAGUCAUUGCCUGACACUGAUAAGGCGAUCGAGAUGAGACGGGAUGUGACCUCAGUGGUGGCCACAGGAGGGUUUCAUCUGACAGGCUGGAUGAGCAAUAACCGUGAAGUUUUGGCCAGCAUACCAGAGAGUGAGCGAGCGAACCCCUCCCUUGACCUAGAUUUGGAUAAUCUACCAAUAUCUAGGACACUCGGACAAAGGUGGGAUGUGGAGCGGGACAUCUUCUAG